AUGUGCUGCCGCUAUGCGUGCCUUAAGGCGGCUGCGGCGAAGCGGCGGGCGCGGCAUGCCGAUGGCAGCUUCUCUGACAUGCGUUUGUUUGAGCUUGAGGCUAUUUGUGAGAACUAUUUGGCUAGAUGUCGCCGAAGUGCGCUCAAGAAGCAGCAACGAGAAUCGGAAGAGGAGGAUGCUGAGGCGGCGAUUGCUGAGCAUGAGGAGGAUCGAUCGCCCGCCGCGCAGGCGAAGAAAAUUUGGGCGCGAGCGCCGUAUAUCGCGUGCCAUGGCCGACUUAGCCGCCGGUGUCGCUUCUUCGCCGAAAUUUUCCUCAACCUGUUAGUCGACAAAGUUGUGCCCGAGCUCCUGCUGCUCGUUUGGGCGGCGGAACCGGGUCCUCGCGGCCGAGAUGCGGUGCGCGCCGACACCGGGGCUUCGGCGCGGGGCCAUUUCCGGGCCGUCUCGAGCAACUUCGAAAUCGACCGAUUUUUUGACCUCAACAUCUUGCUGCUCUUUGACCUCAACCUCGCGGCCCUCUUGUUCUUGCUCCCAGCGCUUGCGCUUCGGCGGUUAGUGGUGCACUAA
Molecule: messenger RNA, 567 nt
Organism: Emiliania huxleyi CCMP1516
Lineage: Eukaryota; Haptophyta; Isochrysidales; Noelaerhabdaceae
Exons: 4
Coding region: 1-567 (188 amino acids)
Source: RefSeq, a predicted model, not a curated record